AUGAUUUCCCACAUCGUCCUUCCAGUAAUCCUGGCGGCUGCGACGGCACUCGCCGCAGACAGCUAUGCACCACACUACGUCGACUGUCCCGAAGACAUCCAGCUCGUUCGCCAGCCCCGGGCGACCUCUUUGGCUGAGUCGGAAUGGGUCCACGGCCGCAAGGGACAGAUCGUCGACUCGCUGGGCAGGUAUCUCUCGAACCUAGACCUGGAAGGCUUCAACACCACAGAGUACAUGGCCCGAGUGCGCGCCAACGUUGACUACAACGUUCCAGUAAUCGGCUGGGCCAACAGCGGCGGCGGCUGGCGCGCAUCCAUGACAGGCGUGGGCGGGCUGCAGGCCAUCGACGAGCGAACGCCGGGGGCCGCAGAAGCCAAAGUGGGCGGCCUGUUCCAGAUGCUGACCUAUAUUGCCGGCCUCUCCGGCGGCUCGUGGCCCGUCUCGUCGCCCGUCUUCCACAAUUAUGCGCCCAUCAGCCAGAUGAUCGCCGACUGGCAGGUUGACGUGAACCGGUUCACCGACGCCGACGUGGAGAGCUAUUUCGAGAUCAUCGCCGAAAAGGCCGAGGCCGGAUUCAAUGUGACCGUGGCAGACUUCCUGGGCCAGGGGUUUGCCGCCCAGGUCAUCCCCGGCGUGAACCGUACAUGGUCGUCUAUCCCGGAGCUGCCAGGCUUCAAGAACUUCAGUGGACCCAUGCCGAUCCUGAUCGCCAGCAGCAUCAACAAGAGCUCACCGGUCGAGGACGGCAUCUAUGUUCCCUCGUGGGAGGCCCCAUGGUACGAAUGGAACCCCUUCGAGUUCGGAUCAUGGGCAACUGGGUUCGUACCGACCAAGUACGUCGGCACCAUUCCCAAUGAGAACAACACAGCCGAGCAAUGCGUCGAGAAUCUCGACCAAACCAGCUUCGUCCUCGGCUCUGUCGCCAGCGCAUGGAACUACUGGUAUCUCUCAGACGUGACCAACGGCACGCUAGGGACAUUCUCCAAGCGCGACAGUGCCAUUGAGAAACGAGACACAGAGACAGACGAGCUAGUCGAGUUCAUCGAUGGCCUUGUCAGCGAAUACUUCAACUCCACAGUCUCCCAGAUCAGCAACCCCUCAAUCCCCAACGCCUUCAACCCCGACGAAAACAUCACCUUAGCCGACGGCUCCGAAGCAGGACAAUCAAUCCCCUUCAUACCGCUCAUCCAACCCGAGCGAAAGCUCGACUUCAUCAUGGCCUGGGACGACGACUCCGACUCCGAACCCUACACAUGGAACAACGGCACCAACAUCUGGGACAGCUACGUGCACGCCAAAUCCCACGGCCUGCCAUUCCCCGAAGUGCCACCCGUCCGGGAAAUGCUAGCCCGCAACUACACCCUCAAGCCCGUCCUGUUCGGCUGCGACACGAACCUCACCACCACCCGCGACGCCACCUCCCCUAUCAUCGCGUACUUUGCCAACUCGCCGUACAGCUGGUACAGCAACUUCAGCUGGUCAACGGAUACCAUGUCGAACGCUGAGGCCCACGGCGUGCUGCAGAAUAGCUUUAACCUGGUAACGCAGGGGAACAGUACCCUGGACAGUACCUGGGUGGAGUGUCUUGGCUGUGCAGCUAUUGAUCGUAGCUUGGCGCGGGUGGGGAUGCAAAGGUCCCAGGCAUGCGAGCAGUGUUUCCAGGAACAUUGCUGGGAUGGGACUUUGAGUGCGGGUGUGGGGGAGGACUUUAUGUUGAAUCCGUACCCGGCGUUGGAGCCUGGGCUUAGUUAUAAGGUGUGGAGUGAAGAGCAUCCUGAUAUGGAGUAG
This is a messenger RNA of Aspergillus sclerotioniger CBS 115572, 1788 nucleotides long. Its product is annotated as lysophospholipase. Gene Ontology annotation, cellular component: cytosol. Lineage: Eukaryota; Fungi; Ascomycota; Eurotiomycetes; Eurotiales; Aspergillaceae. Gene Ontology annotation, biological process: glycerophospholipid catabolic process. Gene Ontology annotation, molecular function: A2-type glycerophospholipase activity. The transcript has 4 exons. Bases 1 to 1788 code for a protein of 595 amino acids. The record is from RefSeq and is a predicted model, not a curated record.